AUGCGGUUCUGGUCCUUAUUCUUCCUAUCAUUCUAUUUGAUACUUGAAUUGUUAGUACCAAAAGCAUAUUGUCAAACUCGAAUGGUUCUAAUUUAUGGAUCAGUUACAAGUAGCGGGACAAGUACAAGUACAACGUUUAAAACUGUCGAAGACUGCAAGAACGGGUGUUUCGAAAAAGAGGAUUGUAUCAUGAUGUAUUUUAUGCUUGAAAAGUGUCGUUUCUAUAGUUAUGCAACUAACGGUCAGUCGUUUUCUAUACUAGCACAAUCGAAAAGCUACGUGGCAAUCAAGACUGAUGCCUCCAACAUCCCGAAUAACACGUGUCCGGAUACAUUUACUAACAUCAAGUUUUCCUACACCUCCCCAGCUACAGGUGACACCUACUCCUUCAAGAAAAACUCUACUGGCUUGAGCUACACGUCUUGUAAGACUGACUGGAAGCGGUUUGAGCGUGCCGAUGGGACAUUUGUGUGUAUGAAUAUUGUUUUGUCGAAUGGAACCACGUAUACCAAGGCUCAGGAGAGAUGUCAAGAGCUGGGAGGAACUGUGACAGGUGUGGCGUCGGUGGAAGAAUCCAAGUUUCUACAGACCAAGGUCCCUGGGCCUCAACCAAAAGGCUUCUGGAUUGGCGGAGGCAGAAACUGCCCAACUGUUCCGUGCUCCAGUUUUCGUUGGGUAGACGGUUACACUACAAGUUACGAUGCCCUGGUUCCCAGUAACGCCGCUUUGACGGUCUCUAAGAACACUGACGCCAACUCUGAGAACUAUCUAACCGUUUUUGCCUCAAAUGGCACUCCCCUUACAAUUAACGAUAUUAAUCAAGACUUCACGUCUCUUAUCGUUGGAUUUGUGUGUGGUUAUAAGAUUCUGUAA
Messenger RNA from Caenorhabditis elegans, 873 nucleotides. RefSeq names its product C-type lectin domain-containing protein (gene clec-257). The transcript is spliced from 3 exons. The record is from RefSeq and is marked reviewed. Lineage: Eukaryota; Metazoa; Nematoda; Chromadorea; Rhabditida; Rhabditidae. Gene Ontology annotation, molecular function: carbohydrate binding. The coding region runs from base 1 to 873 and encodes 290 amino acids.